Astrephomene gubernaculifera is the source of this 682-nucleotide messenger RNA. The record is from the annotation of a GenBank genome assembly. NCBI's taxonomy places the organism in Eukaryota, Viridiplantae, Chlorophyta, Chlorophyceae, Chlamydomonadales, Astrephomenaceae.
GUAAGGCUCUUGUUUAGCGUAGCAUAUCUUGGCGGCUCUUCGUACUGUGACUGCGGUAGCUUCAGUCCGCUUCAACGUUGUCGGUCGCUCGGAUAGUUCUAGGAAGUCCAGAACCUAGCCUUGUGCAAGCGGUUUGUUUGUGUAACAGCAUGAUCACUUGCGACUUAAGUUCUAGAUAGCACAUUCUUGUAAGUAGGCGUUGGUCGUCUCGUUUACGCGCUUGGUUUGCGGGCUUCCGCAGCGAAAGAACGGGCAGCCAUGAUCAAAUUCAUGCUUAUGGUCAAUAAGCAAGGUCAAACACGUCUUGCAAAGUACUUUGCUGAAUUCCUCACGACCGAUGAGCGGAGAGCCCUCGAGGGCGAAGUGGUCCGCAAAUGCCUUUCACGAACGGACAAACAGUGUUCCUUCUACGAGCACCGGCAGUACAAGGUGGUGUACCGGCGCUACGCCUCGCUGUUCUUCAUGAUUGGGGUGGAUGAUGAUGAGAACGAGUUGGCCAUCCUGGAGUUCAUCCACUGCUUCGUGGAGGUGCUGGACAAGCACUUUGGGCAGGUGUGUGAGCUGGACAUCAUGAACGAGCCGGAGAUGGUGCACUACAUCCUUGACGAGAUGCUGCUGGGCGGCUGCGUGGUGGACACCAACAAGGCCAACGUGCUGGAGCCGGUGCAGCUGCUGGAGGGGG